AUGAAGACCGACAAGGACAAAGACGGAGCGUUGUCGCUGAAGGAACUGGAGGAACGAAUCAUUAGCAACACUCGAGCUCAUCUUGAAGAAGCUAUCAUAGAAGCACAGUCACAUUUCAACAUUGUCGACACCAACAAGGAUGGAAAGGUGUCAUGGAGCGAGUAUGAACCACACUACCUCUCUAAGGAUUCUCACAAAGAUGGACAUGAUCAUGAGAAUGUCAACGGCGUCGACUCUUUUGCUGGAACUGAGCGAGCGACAUUCGAUAGAGCUGACUUGAACAGUGACGGUUUACUCGACCCUGAGGAGUGGCUCAGGUAA
Molecule: messenger RNA, 321 nt
Organism: Cooperia oncophora
Lineage: Eukaryota; Metazoa; Nematoda; Chromadorea; Rhabditida; Trichostrongylidae
Source: the annotation of a GenBank genome assembly